AGGUGAACUGUGUAUUCGCAUGACUCGUGGUGUGUGUGUGUAUACAAGUGUGUGAAAACUGACUAUAUGUGAAUGACUGAAGCUAACGUGUGACACCGGGAGGUCAGAAACGUCGAGGAAUAACGUUUUAGCCGGUGGAAGUUUGAUUCUCUCCGAAAUAAGCUACAGUUUCUCAUGGCAAAGCGAGAGGAGAAGAUCUGUAAAUAAAAGAUUUAACGGAACUUGUCAAGGACUAAAGAUAAAGAUAACCACACAAGAAAGAGGCAUAUUCUGGAAUCGUAAUAUGAAAAAGGAGCAGGCAGAAACAUUAGGUUUUGUCCCUCAAAAAGACAUCGUCUACAACAAACUCCUUCCUUAUGCAGAUAAACUAGACGAUGAAUCCAAUGACAUUUUGUCUCGAAUCAAAGGGAACUUGGGUCGCGCCGUCCAACUCAGAGAGUUAUGGCCCGGAGUUUUGUUCUGGACAAGAAAACUCUCAACGUACCUUCGUCUUUAUGGGAGAAAGUUCAGCAAAGAGGACCAUGUGCUCUUUGUUAAGCUCUUGUAUGAGCUGGUCACCAUCCCUCAGCUGGAAAUCAGUAUGUUGCAGGGCUUUGCACGACUCCUAAUCACCUUACUCAAAAAAAAAGAACUGCUCUCACAGGAUGACCUUGAGUUGCCUUGGAGGCCUUUGUAUGAGCUCUAUGAGAAGAUCCUUUACUCCAAAACUGAACAUCUUGGGCUCAACUGGUUCCCAAAUUAUCAAGCAGAAGCCUCCCCUAAACAAAAAAUGCUUAAUUUUGUGCGCAAGCGCUCUGUGGAGAAUGUGCUGAAGACACUGGUGAAGAGUUGCAGAUUGUAUUUCCCCGAUUCAGCAACGCAGGAGAUAUUGGAUGAGUGGCGCCCAUUGCUGUGCCCAUUUGAUGUCACUAUGCAGAAAGCCAUCAGCUACUUGGAGCUUUUUCUCCCAACCAUCAUGCCUCCAGAGAAGCACCAUAAAGGCUUCAAGCUGUGGUUUGAUGAGCUGAUGGGUCUGUGGGUCUCUGUACAAAAUCUACCUAGCUGGGAGGGGAAUCUUGUGAAUCUUUUUGCCCGGUUGGCCAAUGACAACAUCGGCUACAUCAACUGGGACCCUUAUAUCCCCAAGAUUUUCACUAGAAUCUUACGAAGUUUCAACUUGCCUGUCGGUACAAGUCAGAUGAUGGUUCCUAAGUACCUCACAAACUCUUAUGACAUUGGCCAUGUUGUCCUCUGGAUCUCUUCCAUGCUGGGAGGGGUUCAGAACCAGGCCCAGAAGCAGCUCAAUGGUCUUUUUAACAGUAUCGCCUCCUUCUACCACCCUUCCAACAAUGGCCGCUGGCUGGUAAAGCUGAUGAAGCUUCUGCAGCGUUUGCCAGCAAGUGUGGUUAGACGGCUACAUCGCGAACGCUAUAAGAAACCUUGCUGGAUCACUCCAAUACACCCAAGCCAUCGCCUUACUGAUGACAACAUCACAGAGUUUGUGGAGAGCAUGAAGCAACCUGUUCUGAUGGCCAUGUUCAGUAAGACAGGCAGCAUGGAUGCAGCCCAAGCACUGCAGAAUCUAGCUCUGAUGAGACCAGAGCUGGUCAUUCCGCCUGUGCUGGAAAGGACAUACCCUGCCAUGGAGACCUUAACAGAACCACACCAGCUGACCGCUACACUCAGCUGUAUGAUUGGUAUGGCUCGCAGCCUGGUCGGUGGUGGACGACACUAUCCAGAAGGCCCUGCUCAUGUGCUGCCACUGCUGAUGAGGGCUCUGCCCGGUGUAGACCCCAAUGAUUUCAGCAAGUGCAUGAUAACAUUCCAGUUCAUUGCUACCUUUACUACCCUUGUGCCUUUGGUGGACUGCUCCUCUGCCCUCCAUGAGCAGAAUGACUUGUCAGAGAUAGAGAGAGAGUUGUGUUCAGCCUCAGCUGAGUUUGAGGACUUUGUCUUGCAGUUUAUGGACAGGUGCUUUGCACUGAUUGAGAGCAGUACUCUAGAGCAGACACGAGAAGAGACGGAGACAGAAAAAAUGACUCACGUGGAGAGUCUUGUGGAGCUUGGUCUGUCCUCCACCUUCAGCACCAUCCUCACUCAGUGUUCCAUAGAAAUAUUCAAGGUGGCUCUUGAGAAAGUGUUUAACUUUGCCACUACCAAUAUCUUUGAGACACGUGUGGCAGGUCGAAUGGUGGCAGACAUGUGCAGAGCUGCAGCUAAGUGUCAUCCAGCUGAGUCGUUGAGACUGUUCGUGCCCCACUGCUGCAACGCUAUCAGUCACAUCACUGCUAAUGAGGAUGUUUUGAAUGAAGAGGAGCUGGAUAAAGAGCUGCUGUGGAACCUUCAGCUGCUUUCUGAGGUGACCCGUGUAGAUGGAGAGAAGUUGCUGCCAUACCGUACACAGUUGGUACAGAUCCUGCAGCUGACACUGCGGCUGCGCUGUAAGCAGGGCUACAGUCUGGCCUGCAACCUGCUGCAUCAUGUCCUGCGCUCCAUGGCCCUUACCUACCCCACAGACUACUGCAGCAUGCCUGGUGGCUUUAACAGACCACUCAGCGAAUAUAUGCCCAUUAAGGCCUGGGGCCUUUCAGGAGACCUGUGGAACCUGCAGAUCCAUUGGCAUGUGGCCAGUGCAGAGGAGAAAGCCUUUUUAUACUAUAUAUUAGACCUUCUACUCCAGCCAGAGCUGCAACGCCUGCAAAGAUAUGCCCAGGGAGAGCAGAACAUGAGCAGGGAUGAUGUUCUACAGAGUUUGUCAGUUGUGCAGCACUGCUUACUGGGGGCUGGCUGCAUGUUGCCCCCUUUGGAUGGACCCCCUGUUACUGGCCUAGUUAAUAGCUCAGUUAGACUGCAGGAGACAAAGAACUAUGUUGGGGUUGAAUAUGAUGAGUCCAGAGAGAACUACAGAGAGGCCAUCUAUAAAGUUAUGAGACAGCUACUGCAUUACAUCCUGGAGCAAUCGGAGGAUGACACCAAGUCCCUUUUUGCCAUCAUCAAGAUCAUCAAUGACCUCAUGCAUUUUAAAGGCUCCCACAAGCACGAGUUUGACUCUCGUUGGAAGAGUUUUACUUUGGUUAAGAAAUCUAUGGAGAAUCGACUCCAUGGAAAGAAGCAACACAUACGAGCCCUACUCAUAGACAGAGUACUUCUGCAACAUGAGAUGCGUAAACUUCUAGUGGAUGGCUGUGAAUACAAAACUGUCCACCAGGAUCUGCUCAGAGACCUUCUGCAUCUGUCCACCAGCACCUACAGUCAAGUCCGCAGUAAGGCUCAAAGCGUUUUGUUCACUGCUCUGGCAACUUAUAACUUCUGCUGUCGAGACCUCACUCCUAAAGUGCUGGAGCUGCUCGAGCCAGCCCGAACCGAUGUAACUCAGCAGCAGUUCAAGGGUGCUCUGUAUUGUCUGUUGGGGAAUCAUGGAGGUGUUUGUCUGGCUAACCUGCAUGACUGGGACUGCAUUACUCUGACAUGGCCAGCCCUUGUGCGCUCAGGCCUUAGUCCUGCCAUGUCCUUGGAGAAACCCUCCAUUGUCAGGCUCUUUGAUGACCUUGCAGAUAAAGUCCAUCGUCAGUAUGAGACAAUCGGCAUUGACUUUACCGUACCCCAGAGCACGGUGGAGGUUGGCCGCAAGAUCACAGAGUCAGGUAGCCCUGUUGCUCACAUUAGUCCUCCAUCAGAACAGGAGCUGGCCCAGGGACUUGCCAUGGAGCGAGCCAGAAAUCUAGAAGCUGUGAGGAAUUAUGAAAAGCUGGUUCAUGAUCUAUUAGAUCAACUCAGUGAAAGAGACCUACCAUGGAAGUUUGAGCACAUGGCCAUCGGCUUCCUUUCCCUCCUGCUGAGAGAUGAUUAUCCUCUACCUUCUCCAGCUGUUCACUUCUUUGUCCAAAGUCUCAAUCAUGAUGCACUUGUUGUGCGCAAGGUGGCAAUAUCUGCUGUAGCAGGAAUCCUCAAGCAGCUGAAAAGGCCCCGCACAAAAGUGGCCAUCGCACCCAGUGACAUCAGUGGAGUGAUGGAGCCAAAGGAAUUGGUAGCUGGAGACAGACCAGGAAAUGACUGGCUUCAGUAUCAUGCAGAUCGCUUACCCUGCACUCAGCAGGACUGGGACAAUUUCCAUUUUGUGGAGAAGACUCACUGGGGUUACUACUGCUGGCCGAAAAAGUUAAUGUUAUAUGCUCCUCUGGAGCAGCAGCUGAAAGACCUCAGGCCAGAGGAGAUGAAUGAGAGUGAACGAAUCAUCUAUGACCAUUUCUCGAACCCAAUGUUCAUCAAUCAGCUCAUUGAGUUUUUGUCACUUGAGGACCGCAAGGGAAAAGACAAAUUCAAUCCACGUCGUUUCUGCCUGUUUAAGGGUCUAUUUAGGAACUACAGUGAUGCCUUCCUGCCGGUGCUUAAACCUCACAUGGAGCGUUUGGCAGGUGAUUCCCACGAGAGUACACAACGCUGUGUGGCUGAGAUCGUUGCUGGCUUAGCGAGAGGCAGCAAGCACUGGAGCUUUAGUCAGGUGGAGGCCCUGUGGAAAUUCUUGAUUCCUUUGAUGAGAAGAGCACUUUCCAACAUCACAGUGGAAACCUACACUGACUGGGGCACAUGUGUAGCUACUGCCUGUGAGAGCAGGGACCCACGGAAACUUUACUGGCUGCUGGAGAUGCUGAUGGAAUGUCCUCUUAGUGGAGAAGGAGGGUCCUUUGUAGAUGCCUGUCGUCUGUAUGUGCUACAGGGGGGUCUGGCUCAGCAGGAGUGGAGGGUGCCGGAGCUGCUGCAUAGACUUCUGACCUACCUAGAGCCCAAACUCACUCAGGUGUACAAAAAUGUACGAGAGCGUAUCGGCAGCGUGCUGACAUACAUUUUCAUGAUUGACGUCAGUCUGCCAAACACACUACCCACAAAGUCCCCUCACAUCACAGAGUUCACAGAAAGGAUCAUGACUUGCCUGAAACCACUGCUGGAAGGGGAAGAGGAGAUCCAGAACCAUGUAGUGGAAGAAAAUGGAGUGGGUGAGCAGGAUGAAAGAACUCAGGCCAUCAAACUUCUAAAAACCGUACUCAAGUGGCUGAUGGCCAGCGCCGGACGUUCCUUCACCACUCCGGUAGCUCAGCAGCUCCAGCUCCUGCCUCUGCUUUUCAAGAUCGCUCCUGUAGAGAAUGAUGACAGCUACGAUGAACUGAAGAGGGAUGCAAAGACCUGCUUGUCUCUCAUGUCUCAGGGCCUCCUCUAUCCAGAGCAGAUUCCUCUGGUACUCAGCGUGCUGAAAGAAAUUGCAGGGAGCAGCUCAUGGCAUGCGCGCUAUUCUGUGCUCACCUAUUUACAAAUAAUGGUGUUCUACAACCUGUUCACAAUCCUGAGCAAUGAACAAGCAGUCCAAAGUAUACGGGCUCUCGUCGUCAGGCUGCUGGAGGAUGAGCAGCUAGAGGUGAGAGAAAUGGCAGCCACUACUCUGAGUGGUUUCCUGCAGUGUAACUUCUUUACCAUGGACAUCUCCAUGCAGACUCAUUUUGAGGCUCUAUGCAAAACCAGGCUGCCUAAGAAGAGGAAGAGAGACUUGGGCUCUGUCGUGGACACCAUACCCUCAGUCGAUCUAGUGCGGCGUCAUGCCGGAGUGCUCGGUCUCAGUGCCUGCAUUCUGUCCAGCCCAUAUGAUGUGCCCACUUGGAUGCCCCAGUUGCUCAUGGACCUUAGUGCCCACCUCAACGACACGCAACCCAUUGAGAUGACGGUGAAAAAGACUUUAUCUAAUUUCCGCCGGACUCACCAUGAUAAUUGGGUGGAGCACAAGCAGCAGUUCACAGAUGACCAGCUAGUGGUGCUCACAGACCUGCUUGUGUCACCAUGCUACUACGCCUAGACAGGACCGACCUCCUGUGGAUUUGACCUCCCACUCGAGCCAUUCUUCCAGCCAUAAAUAUCUGGUCUCUUCAGAAGCUGUGAGGACAGGUUGAGAUAUGGAAAUUUUAGGAAAAAUUCAUUUUAGUUAUUUAACUUUGACUACAUUUACAUUGCAGGCAAAAAUUGGGCCAUUUCCUAUUUCUUUUAACGUCACACAUUUUUCACACGAGAAUCCAUCUGCCUUUCUUGUUUAUACACCUGUGGCAAUGCAGUGUUAUCAUGUACAGUUAUGGUUCUCCUAGAUCAAUCCAACUAGUCUUCAGUCUAGCAUUGAGAAUCUAUUAAAAACAGUCGUCCUUGGCGUCUCAGUGUUCUGCAGGAUAUUUGUGUCUGAAUAGAGGUAUGGUGCAGUUCUACCACUAUGGUCUCACAUUUCUUUCCACUGACAGCCAACAUGACUUCACAGAUGUUUUUCAUAAAAUCUUAAACCAUUUUUGUUCAUUUUGCAUUAAGAUCUAUUUGUUUGAAAAUACAUUAACCACAAAUAUCGCUUCAGGUUAGUUACUAUUGUCACUUCACCCAGUGAAGUUUGUAAACGAAUGCCAAGAAAUGUCACAUGAACAGUUAUCUGAAAUGAGCACUUAAGCUUCGAGGGUUAAUGUAGUAUCAGCAGUCUUUAGAUUGACGCUUUCUCGAUCAAGGCCAAAUGAAGUCUAAAGGUGGGCACCGAGCGAUCCUCCUGCGUACGGUAUGGUGAAACUGAGGCCCUUUAAAAAACCAGCACCACCAGACACACCAGUCUGUGCUACUGUAGUAUGUGAUCAUCAGAAGCUCUGUACUGUCUCAUGGGGUCUUACUCAAAAUGAUCUCAGUUCACAUGCCGUCGUAAUUAUUUUUGUCUCAUUCUUGUAUUUAUAUUUGUGUAUGUAUAUAUACUGUACAUAUGCACAUAUCUAUGCAUAAUGUAAUUCUUUUACUAAGAUUUACAUGUCAAGUCUACUGGAAAAGAACAGUUUUUUUGCCAGACUAAUUUUAGGCACCAGUCAUGAGAGUGGAAUUAUGUGCGAGAUGAAAAUAUUUGAAGUACAUGUGUAUGUUGGUUUGUCACGUGUGUGUGUGUGUGUGUGUGUGUGUGUGUGUUGGCACACACGUUCAUAGUUUAAUGUUAUGUGGCAUGUGACUGGGGAUCCUCACAUCAUUCUCCAUCUAUAUACAGACUUUUCUUUCUUGUACGUUGUACUUCAAGCCACCCUUAUGUAAAAGCAGUAGCUGUUGUUUGACAUGUUUAUUUACACAAUCAAAUAUCUUUACAUUAUGCCUGUUUAAGUCCAGCUGGGAGUGAACCAUGGAUAGGCCCGUUCUUCAUUGUGGCACAUCCAUACUGGCAACACUGUGUAGCUUAGUGCCAAAACUGCAAUGACAUUUUAUUUUUUUUUUCUUCUUUCUUUUUUUUUAGGUGUACUGUUUGUUUGCUUGUUUUACCUAAGAAUAUGCCAAUAAAUGUUUUUAAAAAAAAGGAACACAA
This is a messenger RNA of Tachysurus fulvidraco (yellow catfish), 7327 nucleotides long. RefSeq names its product proteasome activator subunit 4b (gene psme4b). NCBI's taxonomy places the organism in Eukaryota, Metazoa, Chordata, Actinopteri, Siluriformes, Bagridae. Bases 284 to 5821 code for a protein of 1845 amino acids. The transcript has 47 exons. Gene Ontology annotation, biological process: proteasomal ubiquitin-independent protein catabolic process. The record is from RefSeq and is a predicted model, not a curated record. Gene Ontology annotation, molecular function: peptidase activator activity; proteasome binding. Gene Ontology annotation, cellular component: nucleus; cytosol; spermatoproteasome complex.